UUGAUUGAGCUGAUGAGCAGAACAGUAAUGUGAAGCUUUAAUAUUCCUGACAUUGAUUCAAGGAACUUCUACUCUUUUCUACGUGGAUUUGUGUAUUGAAAUAAUUUUUCAAGCUCUUCCAUCAAAUAUGUGGAGAAUCAUUAUACUGGUCAGAGUCUACAGCUUAUUGGUUACUCAUGUUGAUUGUAACCUAACUGCACUUGGAGAUCCAAUAGGACCUCUGGGACCAACUAUCAUAGAGAAGCCUAACAAAGUGGAUGAUGACUUGAAGAUGGUUAUCGAUUAUAUCAAUGCACAAAAGUUGAGUCCUGAACUCGUAAAUCUGAUUGUCACUAGAACGGCGGAUCAAAGAGCUGCCAUAGAUGCAGCCUACUUGAAGGCAACAGGCCAGAGUAUAUCCACCGCUGUCAAUUCAUUGUUAUUAGUUGAUUUACACUCUGGUUCUCGAUACUUGUUCCAUGGAUUUUUCCAAACAUUGCCAUAUUACUUAGCAAAUGAAAUACGUGAUUCAUUGGAAAGGGGACAUAGUACCAAAGAUUGGACAUACAUGUCCAUCUUAUGUACAAGUUCGGCUACAAAACUGAAGGCGAUCAGUGAUGCCUACAUGGCAGUAAAUGGUGUUUCAUUGAUUGAUGAUAUAAAAAAUAAGGUAGACGAUACAGGAAAAUCUACAUUCCUGAAGAUGGUGAAUCCUAAGACAAUGAGGCCUGAUAGUGGAAUUAACAAAACCGAGGUUGAUCAACAGUUUAAUUUAUUGCCCAUCGUUAGAGAAACAUCGAACUGUGAUAAUGUGCAGUUAGGGGAUUUCCUGAUAACUGCCAGCUUUGAACAGAUCAAAUUGGUUGUGGAGAAAUAUAACGGGCAUCCUGACCAACUCGCAGAUAAAAUUCACAAUUUUUGUCCGAUUGGUCUCAUGCAAGAGGUUUAUAAACGUAUAGUGAGAUAUGCUGCCAAAUCUUAUGAGUAUUUGGCUGAGGAGUUCAAUUUGGGAAUAAAGGAGAAUUCUUUCAAUACCAACGCCCAUAGAUACAUAUUAAUAGCUCGAAGUGAAAUCGAUUUGCAAGAUAUUAUUCUUCGUUAUUGCAUGUUGUUUGAUCAUAAUCCAGAGGAAGACAUGGAGUCAUGGACUAAAAACGAAUAUAGAGAUUUAUUUCAUGCUGUUCUGAAAGGAAAUCGUCCAAAGGAGUAGUAUCCUUCCUGUUUAUUAUAAUAUUAUACUUAAAUUCUUCCAACUCAUUUAGAUUUCAACAAGAAAUAAUGUUUUGAAUUGAAUACUAUGGGACUUAUUGUGUUCCAACUUUUGAGAAUAAAGUUCUAGUUCAACUUGAA
Nilaparvata lugens (brown planthopper) is the source of this 1329-nucleotide messenger RNA. RefSeq lists its product as uncharacterized. The transcript has 8 exons. The record is from RefSeq and is a predicted model, not a curated record. Lineage: Eukaryota; Metazoa; Arthropoda; Insecta; Hemiptera; Delphacidae. Bases 128 to 1189 code for a protein of 353 amino acids. Gene Ontology annotation, molecular function: calcium ion binding; calcium-dependent phospholipid binding. Gene Ontology annotation, cellular component: cytoplasm.